GCAGGUUGGCGGGCACCGAGGGCGGCCCAGCGCCCGGCCCUGCGGCUGCCGCCGGCGGAGAGCGAGCCGGGCUGUAGGCGGCUCCUUCCUGUGCAAACUUUUCUCUCUCUUCCUCCCGCCGCCCCGCGCCGGCCGCCCGCCCGCGGGAGCCCCAUGGCCACGGCCGCGGGGAGCCCCGAGGAGCCCCCGGCCGAACCCCCCGCGCCCGCGCCCGCUCCGCGCCGCCCGCCCGGGGACCCGAGCCCCCGCGGCCGCUCCCAGAGUGACCUGUCGUCGUGCUCCAGCCGGGGCCGCCCGCUCCGCGUCCACAUCUCGGGCUCAGUUGAUGGACUGGACAAAGCUUCUAUAGCAAACUCGGAUGGCCCAACAGCAGGCUCCCAGACACCUCCCUUCAAGAGAAAGGGGAAACUAUCUUCCAUUGGUAAAAUCUUUAAGCCUUGGAAAUGGAGGAAAAAGAAGACCAGUGACAAAUUUAGAGAAACUUCCGCAGUACUGGAAAGGAAGAUAUCUACCAGACAAAGCAGAGAGGAGCUGAUCAGAAGGGGUGUUCUUAAGGAGUUACCUGACCAAGAUGGAGAUGUGACAGUUAACUUUGAAAACUCAAACGGGCACAUGAUACCCAUCGGCGAGGAAUCUGCCCGAGAGGAAACUGUAGUAAAAUCUGAAGAAGGUAAUGGCUCUCUAGCUGAGAAGGCGCCACCUCUGGAAGAAAAGGCAGAAGAUAAGAAAGCUGGUUCCUCUCACUCCAAAAAAACAGCUGGCUCCAAAGCAUCUGCUUCAUCCUCGUCUGCCUCCACGCUGUCACGCAGCAGAGCUUCCAAGGAGACGGUGUCUAGCAAAACAGGGACGGUGGGGAUCACCAAGGGCAAGAAAAAAACUGCCCGGCAGCCCACCUCACGGCCGCCCCCUGACGCAGCCACUUCCAGCUCAUCCGACCUGAAAGGAGAGCCUUUGGCGACCAGGGGGGAGAGCCAGGAGCCUGAGCAGACUGUCGCUGGCACCGAGGACCAGGCCAUCAGCAAAUUCAAGUCUGCCAUCCCACUGCCCCCUGCCACCCCACCGCCCCCUCCACCUGCCUCCGUCCUCUCUGGGGAGGAGCAGGGUUCUCUGGCCCCCAACACGCCUUUUGUCCUGGUCAGCAAUGGCGUCGACCCCCCCUUCCCUGUCUUCGACCUCACGCAGCUGCACCAGACGGAAGAACCGACAGAAGGACCCACCGUCCCCUCAGGCCCUGGAGUGGUUGUUAGCAGAGACAACCUCAAAUGUGUCGGCACCAAAGACGAGCGGGGAAAGCCAGCACUGCAGCUGCUGACUCCUGGGCUGGCGGGAAAAUGCUCCGAGAUCUUCAGUGCCUCAGAGGACGAAGGCCAAAAGGAGUACCAGACCAAUGACUCGGACUCAGAUGGGCCUAUCCUGUACACCGAUGACGACGAUGAGGAUGAAGACGAAGACGGCAGUGGAGAAAGUGCUUUAGCAAGUAAAAUACGACGAAGGGAUACUCUUGCUAUCAAACUUGGCAACAGACCGUCUAAGAAGGAGUUAGAGGACAAAAACAUCUUACAGAGUACCUCUGAGGAAGAGAGGCAGGAAAUUCGACAACAGAUCGGAACGAAGUUGGUCAGGCGACUCAGUCAGAGGCCCACAACUGAAGAAUUGGAGCAAAGAAAUAUUCUAAAACAAAAGAAUGAAGAAGAAGAACAAGAAGCAAAAAUGGAACUUAAACGCAGACUCAGCAGAAAGCUCAGCCUGAGACCCACGGUGGCAGAACUCCAAGCUCGAAGGAUCCUGCGGUUUAACGAGUACGUGGAAGUCACCGAUUCUCCCGACUACGAUCGCCGAGCAGAUAAGCCCUGGGCCAGACUGACGCCUGCAGACAAGGCAGCAAUAAGGAAAGAAUUGAAUGAAUUUAAAAGCACAGAGAUGGAAGUUCAUGAAGAGAGUCGACAGUUUACAAGAUUUCAUCGUCCAUAAUGAAGUGGGAAACACUUUGGAGCCAUAAGACUGAUCAUCUUGGGGGGAAGCCUCACUUCCUGAAAACCUGAUGUUGCACUGGGAUUUAAAUGUGUGUGUUUCCAUUUACCUUGUGGUGAAGGAAGUGUGUGGAAAGUGCUCCCCACCUGUACAGCCCAAACGGGGCCACAAGCGAAGGGAAGGCUGUGGUGGCCCUUGCUGUCCAGUAUACACAUUGAUGGUGAGGGACACCAUGGUGACACUGGUUAUUCUUCUUCAGAAGCUUUAAUCGGAGAAGACACGCCACUACAGGAGACAGUCGCUGGCUUCCUGCUACCAGAAAGCUGCAUUUUUGAGUGUGGGUUAAAGAAAACCAGGGAAUGAAAGAUGAGCAAUAGAAAGGGCUGCAUUUGAAAAUUAAAGAGAUUAAGAAACAUUUCAUUAUGUUAAUGAAGAAUAGAGGAAAUGGGAGCAGAAACGUUAUUUUUUUGAAGUGGGCAUUUGGUAGUGGAGAACUGAGUAAAAGAUUUGGGGAUUUAAUCACCCAAUGAGGAUUUCUUAAGGACACGGUUGUAGAGGAAUAUUCUUAUUUUCACCAUUUUGUCGGUACAGUGUGGUACCAUUAUUUUUUAUGUUGUGCCAGUGAAUCCAGUUGCCAGAAAUAAGUCUUGCAUAUUUUUGUGCAUCUUUUCCCUCAAAUACACGAAGCUACUUCUAACUUUUAACAAGCAUGCUUACCCAAAUUUCGUUGCAUGCUUUAAACGGCAUAGCUGUAUACACUUUAUAUUCUUUAAAUACUCCGUAGUGCACCAACAGGACUGGGAAUAAAGUUAGAUCUAAUAUGACUUUAUAAUUGUAGCAAGGCUUAAAAUUAAGUCUUUUGGCCUUCCCCUCUUUAUCUCCAAAGUCAAAAGAAUUCAACUUGAUCUAAGAACAAUCAUAGCAAAAAUCAUGACAUCUUCCCAAAAAUCUGAAGCCCAUUAGAACUUAGAGAAUGUUAGAACUGAGUACGGCAUAACAACCAAGUGUGUUGCUUGCAGUUCUGAGUUGGAAUACAAAGGACUACUUAUUUUCAUGACUGCAUUAAGUUGGGUUGCUGCUAUUUAAACAAAUUAAGUACAUGGAUUAAAAAGAAAAAAAGAAAAAGAAAACCUCACCCAAAGACUUAGAAGGAAAUUUCUGCUAAGUUGCUUGUGAGGAAAACCUCAUCUUGUUUUUCAAAAAUCCACUGAUUGCCCAUAAAUAUAAUGAUGACUUCCAGUGCGAAAGGAUUGAUGAGAUUAGAUUCACUGAAGGUUUUCCUAUAUGCCUACAGUGAGCAUUGUUUACAUUAAGAAACCUUUCAUUGGCCAGGAAUGUGGCUCAGAGGUAGAACACUUGCCUUUCAUGUGUAAGGCCCAGCUUUUGAUCAUCGGCACAGAAACUUAAAAGAGUGAUAAGAAACCCCUUAUUUUCAUUAUCAUCUUGCGAUUUUCCAUGAAGUCAUGGGCACAUUUUCUUCCCAAGUACAUAUGACCAAAUGUAAAUAAUACCUUAUCUUUCAUUGUUCUUUCAUGAUUGUUGUACCCUUUUUAAAAAGAAUGAAAUAUAUAAUAACACAACAAGACUUAUAUAGACAUUAUUUUAUCCUGAGAAACUGGGCAAGAAUUUUCUGAAAUGAUUCUGGUUUCAUUAUGUGAAAGACUCUUUUCCAAUUUCGGCUGAAAAAGCUGAGUCUGACAGAUAAGUUUGUCAAUCAUUUAUAUUUUAAAGAACCACUUGAUUUGGGUGAUUUUGUUUGGAAAUAAAGCCCAGUUGGCCUAUUACAAAAAGCCAGUAGUUUAAUGCCUAAGAAAAGUAGCUGUUAUCAUUGCAACUCUAGCUUCACUCGACUGUGUAUUAAUUGAUAAACCUGAUUGCACUAUUGUCAUUUCAUCAGUGGAAUAUGGCACAUUAUGGCUUUGAAAAAUUUUUUUCUGCAUGCCUAUGUCUUUCUGAAGAUUUGUCCAUUGUAUAAUGUCUAAAUCCAGCCAUCAACCUAUAUUCAAAUUUUUUUUGUCAAAGUCAUGCUUUCCUUUUCCAUAAUAUUUUAUUAUAAUUUUAGUGUCUGGGGAAAAUCCCAUGGGAUGUCAUCUUUCUUUUAAUUUCCCAUACUUAAAAUCUUUACCCUCCUUUCAUUUAUAGUCAUAAGUCAUAUAAAAUAUUAUCAUCAUUUUCUCACUCAAAGUACAUAUCCUAGAAAGUCUGUAUUUGGUGGUAAAAGGAAUAAUUUUUUCCCAUUAGAGGUUUACAUGAUGCUGUUUAUUUAUUUCUGACAGUGAACUUCACCCCAUACAAAAACGAGAACCUUGAGCCUUGAUUAUACUGGGGCUGUUGCAUCCCUCAUAUAUUUCAGAUUAAUGAACUGCCCACACUUUUUUUUCAUAAUGAUUGACUUAAGAUUAGAGAAUAUUAAGAGAGGCUGAGAAAUAAAAAAAAAAAAAAGAAAACCUGACCAGUUGGCUAAUAUUUAAGAAUUUAA
This is a messenger RNA of Sorex fumeus (smoky shrew), 4450 nucleotides long. It is a transcript of the gene PHACTR2, whose product is annotated as phosphatase and actin regulator 2. Bases 154 to 1971 code for a protein of 605 amino acids. NCBI's taxonomy places the organism in Eukaryota, Metazoa, Chordata, Mammalia, Eulipotyphla, Soricidae. Gene Ontology annotation, biological process: actin cytoskeleton organization. The record is from RefSeq and is a predicted model, not a curated record. Gene Ontology annotation, molecular function: actin binding. The transcript has 12 exons.